Aspergillus oryzae RIB40 is the source of this 1737-nucleotide messenger RNA. RefSeq names its product putative general amidase GmdA (gene gmdA). The coding region runs from base 1 to 1737 and encodes 578 amino acids. The record is from RefSeq and is a predicted model, not a curated record. The transcript is spliced from 5 exons. NCBI's taxonomy places the organism in Eukaryota, Fungi, Ascomycota, Eurotiomycetes, Eurotiales, Aspergillaceae.
AUGACUAAUACCACUUAUGAACAGUUGGGGGACCUCAAACGCCGAUCCAUCUUGGGGGCGAUUCCUGCCAAGUGGAGAUUGCAGAAUCCUAUCCCCCAGGCGGAUGAACUUCGUGAUGUGACCGGCGCCUAUAUUCAACAGUUCUUGACUCCUCAAGAAAUAGAGAUAACGGAAACUGAUGCGGCGGGGAUUACGGAGCAGACAACUUCUGGCAGUUGGACUGCUGUCGAAGUGGCCGAGGCGUUUUGUCAUAGGGCUGCACUUGCGCACCAGCUUGUGAAUUGUCUGCAUGAGGUGUUCUUCGAUGCUGCAAUUGAGGACGCAAAGAGACUCGAUGCAUACUUUGCUGAGCAUAAAAAGCCGAUCGGCCCGCUGCACGGCCUGCCUAUCAGUUUGAAAGAUCAAUUCCAUGUCAAAGGUGUCGAGACAACGAUGGGCUACGUAGGAUGGAUCGGAACGUUUCAAGGCAAGAAGGACGAUCCGAGGCGGGCCACAUUCGAGAGUGAACUCGUUAAGGAGCUUCGAAAUCUAGGAGCGGUAUUGUACUGCAAGACGAGCGUGCCUGCAACUUUGAUGGCGGGCGAAACCGUCAACAACAUCAUCUCGUAUACUUGGAAUCCUAAAAACCGACUGCUAUCCAGUGGAGGUAGUUCGGGUGGUGAAGGGGCACUGAUCGCUUUGAAAGGAUCUCCCGGUGGCUUUGGAACUGAUAUCGGCGGGAGCAUACGUAUCCCAGCUGUGUUCAACGGAGUUUUUGGGAUUCGUCCAUCGUCUGGGAGAAUGCCCUAUGAGGGCGCUGCAAACUCAAUUGACGGCCAGAAUAUGAUUUUAUCGGUCGUUGGGCCACUUGCAACUACCGCACGUUCUCUGACACUACUGUUCAAGACUGUUCUCAGUCAGCAGCCAUGGUACCAUGACCCACUCGUGCUGGAGCUUCCCUGGAGGGCGGAUGUUGAAGAAAGGACUCGAGCGCUGAUAAGGAAAUCAGCUGACGGUUCUCCUUCCCUUGCAUUUGCUAUCAUGCGCCACGAUGGCAUGGUCCGACCUCACCCACCGAUAGCGAGGGCUGUCGAGAUCGUCGAACAGACUUUAAAGCGAUUGGGCCAUAAGGUAACGCAGAACCUGAAGGGACAAGGAGUGAUCGAGUGGAAACCUCCUGCCCACCAAAUUGGCAUAGACAUAUUUGGUAGGGUCUGCGUGGCUGAUGGUGGAGCGGACAUAGCACACCAUCUUGGAUUGUCGGGAGAACCAAAAUCUCUCCAAUGUAUUGUGGGGGAGGGUAUUCCACACAUGAGUGCCCUAGAAAUCGCUGCACUCAAUGUGGAAAAGCGGCAAUAUCAAAAGCUUUACAUGGAUUACUGGAACAGUACGGCUGAGAUAACCGGUACCGGGCGCCCUGUCGACGGUGUGAUCUGUCCAUGUGCGCCACACGCUGCAGUGAUCCCUCAUAAGUAUGCCCAUGUUGGGUAUACCGCGUUCGUUAAUCUCUUGGACUACACGAGCGUCGUGUUCCCGGUAACCCAGGCAGACAAGAAGGUUGAUGUGCCUGAACCGAAAGAUGAUUUCCUGAGUGAGAUAGACAAGAUUGUCCAUGAGCAAUAUGAUCCUGAAAUGUACGAUGGUGCUCCUGCCGGUCUUCAAAUAGUUGGACGGCGACUGGAGGAGGAGAAGAUGUUGACCUUAGCAGACUAUAUCAGCCAAGAGGUAAGCUUACAUUCUGGUAUUAGCCAGAACUAA